This is a messenger RNA of Symbiodinium natans, 7971 nucleotides long. Lineage: Eukaryota; Dinophyceae; Suessiales; Symbiodiniaceae. The record is from the annotation of a GenBank genome assembly.
AUGGCUGCCCCUCGGCUGAGGCCUCCACCACGCGACGAGCCGGAUGAUAUCUUUGACUUCAUCGAUAUGCCCGGCAACAACUCCGAGGAUCCUCGAGCAGAUGGGGCCGGACACGCUGUCUUCGAGAACGGCAUGAGCGGUGCUCCAAGAGUAGAUCUUCGUGAACCCGGCUCAUACGGCUGGACGCCUUCCAGACCUUUCCCUUCAGCGUUUCCUGGCUUUCCGAAUUUUCCUGCCACAACUGCGCCACACAACAUAGGAGCCAGAGCACAAGGCUUCUCUGGCGGACAGUUUGGCGAAGGACCUCUUUGGAUGUGCAGGGCGUGUCAGAGCGAUGACUGCCGUUGGGAUAGAACGAGGGAUAGCUGGUUCUGUGUGCGCUGUGGCUCUGAUCAGAUUUAUGACACCUCGCAGCCCGCUGUGGAGGAGACACGCCACGGCACAUGGACCUACCAGCCCCGCGACAGGAACUCCUCUGCUUCUACGUCGCCGCGCUCGUCACCUUCAUCGGCUUCUACCUGGACAAGGCCUGGCCCGAGAAUGUCACGGACAGCCAGGUUGGGGCCACCAGGGCUACCAGGCGGCGAAGGCUUCGACUUUGAGGCGCGCGAGGCUGCAGAGAGUGAGACCUUGACUUUAGAUCCCUGCGUGACGCCAAGCGAAACCAGUGAGCAGCCGGGCAGAUUGAGCCGGAGACAACGCAGGGCGAAGAAGCAAGCAACGGCAAAGGAGAGCUGCAAGGGCGAGAAGACCGAGGAUGGUGAACUCGACGACUUGCAGGACACUGCCAAGCAGCUUCGCAAGCUCCUCAACAAGUCCAAGAGCGACUCCGACCAGGCUUCAUGGUCCUCACUUAAAGGACCUGAACGUGGGGUUCGAUGGCGCGGAGGCACCCCGCCUGCUCCACCGAAAUGGCAAUACAGCAAAGAUGACUUAAGGGCCUUCUCCAAGUUCGAGCGCAAGGUGGGCAUCUGGCAGCUCCAGGUGAAGCCUUACAUGUCCGAAGCCGAAGCCGCCCUGUCACUUUACUGCAGUUUGAGCGGGGAGGCUGAAGAAGAGCUCGAGCACAUCGACCUCGCCAAGCUUUAUGCCAAGGACGGGAUUGCGUUCUUGUUGGAGCAGCUCCGAGGACCUUUGCAAGCCAAGCAGGUCUACCUUAAGCGAAAGUUCCUAGCAGAUUUCGAAACGGUCAGCAGGCACAAUGGCGAAGGCAUGAGAUCGUAUGUGAACAGGUACCACCGUGCUGAAAAGGCGCUGCUUAGCAUAGGUAUCAACGUGACCCUGACCUAUGACUCAGAGAGCCGUGGCAGCAGAUUGCUCGACAGGGCAAAGUUGACCUUGGAGCAGCAGAGAAUGGUUCUAGUAGGCACGAACCAGUCUUUACACUUCGACGAGAUCAAGAAUGCUCUCGUGCUGCAGUACCCGGACCACAAACCUCCGCCAUAUGUGCAGGGACCCCCUGCAAAAGAUCAGCAACAGAACCCUCGAGCUUUUCCAAAAGGCAAGGGCAAGGGCUACAAAGGCGCAUGGUCAUCGUCGACCUCGGCGCCUACUACAUCUUCGUCUUCAUCGGCUGCCGGUUCUGCGAGGCGAGUGUGGGUUGCUGAAGCAGAGAGCGGCCCAGCAGACGAGGACAGUGAGUUCCUCGACGUGAUCCCCGAGGACGGCGACGGCGAAGAAGCCGAAGACCACAACGACGACGAGGACGACGGUGAAGAGCUUGUGCCAGAUGGCGACAACGACCCUGAGGGUGCGAUCCAGGAGCUCAUGCAGGUUCUGACCGUUACUUCAAAGAAGCUACAAAGUAUGACCCAGGGUCGGAAGUACAGAGGCGCUCCACGCAAAAGCGUGGAAGAGCGCAAGCGCUCUUCGUCGUGCUCGGCUUGCGGCCAAAUCGGUCACUGGGCUGGGGACUCGGAAUGCGCCGUGAGUGCCAAGGGCAAGCCCAAAGGCGAUGCCGGUAAAGGCAGCAAGAGCAACACCACAAGCGUGAAUGACAAGAAGGGCGGCGCUGGGACACAAAAGGUCUUUUCUGUUCGGCACGCAGGGGGACAUGAAGUUCUGUAUGCGUUUGAUCCUCAACAGCAAUGCCCGCAAGGUCCAGACGAUCAUCCCGGCCAGGUGCACCGCUCCCUUGUCGUGUUCCAGAGUGCAGCGUUCGAGUGCAUGACAAGUGCUAGCGAGAUGCAGGGAUAUUGUGUGGUGGACACGGCAUGCCAGCGAUCGUGUUGCAGUCGGAAGUGGUUUGACAAUCAACAAGCACUGCUACAAAGCUUUGGCCUGGAGGCAAUGUUCACCAGACGAUGCGAGGCCUUUCAGUUCGGAGCAGGGGCCCCACAGCGAUCGAGCACUUGCGUGUACUUUCCCGUCGCUUUUGAAGCCAGUCAUCCUUUGAUUGCCUUGGGCGCUUCGAUCCUGAAUGACCUCGAAAUACCUUUUCUCGCCAGCCUUAGCCUCCUUGAAAAGCUCAAUGUUGUGCUCGAUUUGUGCAACCGCAAGGCCUAUAUCGGACUUCUUGACUGCACGGUCGACCUCUUCCUGGUCCAAGGCCACUUGUGUCUCAAGAACUCAGAGUACCCAGCCGAUGUGCAGUUCGUUUGGGAAGAGCAGGACACGCAUGACUGUGAGUUUUUGUGUGAUUCUAGCAAGUGCUUUGUCAGCAAGCUUUCAAAAGACAACCAUGAAGAGUCAGCAGCUCGAGAGAGAGCCCUGAACCUUGUUCAAAAUGUUGGCAACUCCCCCGGCAUGGCUUGUGAGUUGGCGUCGCAUGGUCAAGGGACUUCGGCAGAUGACGGUGCUAGCCGUGUCUACGGCUCUUCGUGCAACAAGACUUGGGCUGGGAAAGCAAGUCCAGGGAAGCCUCGACGUUGGCACGGGAAAGGACACGGCCACCAAGAAGAAGCCGAAGCAGGUGCUAACGAUUGCCCCCACGCACUGCCAGCACUUGAACAUGAAGCGCCACGGCAACGCACAGGGCCGCUUCACAACGUGCGAGGACUGCCUAUGUCGAUGGAAGUGGGGCGUCGGCGCAGAUGGUGCAACCCCUGGGUGGCUUUAUCAUCCGUCAUCCAAAUCGCAUGCGCUUCCCUUGCCUUCGGCCGACACGGUCCUGGAUCACUCGUGGACUCCGGGAACAGCGUCGUCCCCAACGACUUUCGGGGCGUCAGCGAAGACGAGGGCGCAGCCGAUUUUGGCGACUUCAGCCUCCGGGUACCAUGGAACGCUGGCCGCGACCACAGUGAUCCACGACAGCGACAGCGAGGAGACCCAGGACUACGACUGGGACCUGGUGCUGAACCCUUGAUCAGUGGCAGUGGUCCAGCGCCGCUGAAGAAGGGCCAGUGGAAGAGGGCGAUGCACAAUGCUGACAAGUCGCUCCAGCUCUUGAGCGGCGAAGUGGAGAUGUAUAACCAAUGGCCUGGCGAUCUCCACCUAGGUCAUAGAGCAGAUCUCUUGGAAGUGUUUUGGGACGGCGCUGCUGCAACAAGUUGCUUCAACUAUAGUCUAGCUUCACGGGCUGAGACUUUUGGGCUUUCCUUUGUGAACCUCCAGGGCCUUGAGCUAGACAAGUCUUCGGAACUCUUGCUGCAGAUCGUCCUUCAAAUCAAACCUCGUGUGCUGUUCGUGCACAGAGCAGCCAACCAGCCUGUGCAAGUCAAAAUUGCUGUGCAGAAGUGCUGCGAGCUACAGGUGCAUCACGAGGGCAAGUUCAUAGUCGACUUCAGCUCGGACUUUCAUGAAGAUGCCUCCGGUGUCUUGUUGAAGAUUCAAGAGCUUCAUGACGUGUGUGAGGUGAGCUUUGCAGACAAUCAGUACAACGAGGCCGGCAAGCGCUCCUUUGUGACCAAUUGUCGGUGCCUUCUGCAAGCUCACGAGACAGGCGACAUAGCAGAAACCAUGCUGUGCUGCAUUCAGAAUGAAGUUCGCAUGCUUUGCCCUUGGAAGUUCGAUGAGCAUGUUCAUGAAGUGUGGUAUGCGCCUCCCGUAGAUGCCCCUGAAGAGUGGUUGAGCCUCCUCGAAAGCCUGGAGAAGCGCCUCGGCAAAAGCAGGUACUUUUAUCUCAGCGAUGACUCCAAGGAGAUGCAGCAGCUCAGGCAACUCGUUCCUUGGGAGCUGACAAGGGCACAGGUGUAUGCGCAACCAGUCACUCGAAGGAUGCCAGCAGACGUUCCUUUCACUCAUAGGGGAGCAGCGAUGAUCCUGAACAACGGCCAACUUUCCAUCGAGUCAGAAGACCUUAACGAAGUUCGGCAGCCACGCCUUCGCUUUGAAACCCCUGUCCGGACCGCCGUGUUCUUCUACGGGAUUGCCGAGGACGAUAAAGCCCAACAGACCGCCAAGGGUGACACUCCCGACGUGCAUGUGCCUGGGUUGCGUACGGAUAUAAGUUUCCCUGAGAUGCCCGACUCCAUCCCGAAAGAGGUGCGCUCUGCAGUGGCCCGGUUGCACAUCAACGCAGGCCAUCCACCUCGACAAGAGUUGGUGAGACUGCUGGCGGCGCACGGUUCAAUAAAUGCAGCUGUGCUAACUGCGUUGGAGCACCUGAAAUGCGGUACUUGUGAGAGGGCACGCGUGCCGCUCAAGCCACGGCCUGCUUCAGUUCCUGAGUUCGUGGGUCAGUUUGCUGAGCAACUGCAGGCCGACCUGUUCUAUGUGCGGGACCUGUCCUCGACCAAUCACGCGCUGCUUGGGGUGACAUGUCUUGCUACAAAGCUGUACCAGGCCGCAAUCUUGGAAUCUCGGGAUCCACAAGUUGUUCUGAAUGAGUUUGACCGACUGUGGCUUCGACCAUAUGGCUAUCCUCUCUUCAUGUCCGUUGAUGCCGACGGCGCCUUUGAAGGAGUUUUUCAACAACAUCUCCAAGAAAGCGGGGUGCUGAUGAACACAGUGCCGGCCGACGGGCAUCACCAAAUCGGUGCCAUCGAGAGAAGGAACGCCAUAUUUAGAUCGGUCUUGGAGAGGCUCAUUGAUCAAAAUGGUGUCGUGAACCGGGACCAGAUGGAGAUGUGCAUAAGUGCAGCCAUUUGGGCGGUGAACACCAGCAUACACACACGUUUCCGGGUGAUCUUCUUUCAGAUUCUGCAGCCCUUGCAACUUCAGAUUACCACCUCCUUGCUGAACAACUUCGUUCACAAGCGUGUCAAGUUGUCUCGGAAAUGGCUGCAUCUUCAGUCAUACGACGGGCUCUACUGCGCAAAACGGCCUGGGUCAAUGGUGGCCUACUGGCGGUGGAACCUGAAGGCGCGCGGCAGGAAGCGAGGCGGUUACAUCCUGGGGCGCCUGGUCGUGAAGGACGAUAAGAACGCUUGGGUUCAGAGUGGAGGAUCGCUUGUGCAGGUGACGCACGAGACGCAGGCAAACUACUUCGAGCCGGUCUCUGGGAUGAUGGCCGACAAGCUGGACCUCCUCUUGACGAACCUCUUGAGCCUGUUGUACAUGCUCCCCAAGAACCAGAACCUGACCCACAACAAGUUUCGCAACAGGCAGAUGCUUUGGCACUUCCUAUUGCUGGCCGGCAAGCUGAACCUCAAGCAGAUGAGACAGCAACCGGUCAAGGGGUCAGUCUACAGCUUUGCCUUUGACUCCAAAACAACGUCAGAUACAACCGCCUACUCCAAAUCAACCAUCAACGCCACGGUUACCCGCAACACCACGACGGCGUGCAGCAGUCAAAAGACUCCUGGAUCAAGCGCCAGAAGAGCCGGCAACCAAGACACCAACACCUUCAACACCACCAGCGCAGGAACCUCACCGACUACCGCCAGUUCCGUCACCGCUUCCUCACACACCGGUACCUUCGGAGUCUCUCAUGAUGACAGACCGACUUCGGUGCCUACCACUUUGGAGGCUCCUACAGUUGAAAAUCAACCUGAGACGGCAGGCGAUGGCGCUGCCGAGAGCAUGCAAGCCACGAGCACCGAGGAAGGACCUCUUCCUCAAGUUCCGGCUAAAAGACCACAUGACGCACUACCAGCAAGCAAGCUCCACAACAAGAAGAACAAGGACUACCGCGCGACACUCCUUACUAACUUCAUCCUCGACAACCUCUUCGAGAUCUACGGUCCAGACCACAGCUGGGACGGAUCUCCUGAGUACAAAGAUGGGCCUCCUUGCUUGGCCUUUCGAUGUUCAGCAGCAAAGCUCGAGGAAGUGGAAGUGUCUUCUGAUUCUUCAGACGACGAAGAGGGAGGACGCGCUACUACCUUGUCCAGGCAGGAGCGCAAGGCCAUCGACAGGGAGAUACCUUGGAGGAGAAUCAUAGCCGACUUCCCCUCCAACGUGGUCGAUCUCUACGUGCAAGCCAACAAGAAGGAGUUCACUUCGUGGACUUCUUGGAAGUCGAUAAGGCCAGUUCCCCCUGACGAGGCUCAGCGGAUACGGGCAGACCCGGUGCUUAGGCGCCGCAUCAUGCCAUCGCGCAAUGCCUACCGCGACAAGAACAGGGGCGCUGGUCCAGACAUCAAGGCAAAAUGCCGUACAGUCAUUCAGGGCUGUCAUGAUCCGGACCUUGGCUUGCUGGACAGAUCCAGUCCAACGCCAACGCGAUUGGCUGAGUUCCUGAUCUACGAGAUCGCUUGCGCAGGCUACAACAGGAGACUGCAACGCAACCGAAAAUCCUGGAAACUUUGGUCAGGCGAUGUGUCGACGGCCUUCUUGCAAGGUCAGCCUCAGGCCCGAGACUUGCCGAUCUUCAUGAGGCCGCCUCGAGAUGAUAUUCAACGAAUGGCUCAGACCUUCUUGCGCGACCUCUACGAGGUUGUGGGAAACCUUUACGGCUUGUGCAACGCGCCGAGGACAUGGAUCAACCAUAUCGUGUCCAAACUCGUCAAAGCCAACUUCAAGAGGCAUCGCCUGGACCACACCGUGUACUACAAGCUCGACGACGCAGGUGACCUUUUGGUCAUCUUACUGUUCCACGUAGACGACUUCUUGGUCGCCUUUCGCCAGGACUACCAGUUCGACGAGCUGCUGAACAUGUUCACAUGGGGUCAGACCAAUUUGCUUGACGAUGGAGAGUUUGUCUUCAAGGGCAAGGAGGUCAAGCUCAUCCAGGAGAAGGGCGAGUUCCGGAUCAAGGUCACUCAGAAGGCCUUCAUCAACGAGCUUGAGCAAGGCAAGCUACCUCGUGGACGUGCAGACCAAGGUGACACCCUAACCAACGAAGAGUUCAAGGAGUACAGAAGCUGCGCAGGAAGUCUACAGUGGCUGGGCGGCACAACCAGACCAGACAUCUCCGCGACAGUUUCUUUGAGCAACCUUGGUCAGGAAAAUGGACCGCAGCAGCUCAAAAUGCUGUACGAAUGCAUCGACUACCUCAAAACCACCGCCGAGGAAGGACUCACCUUUUAUGGUGUAAGCCUCAACUACGCGACCACGGUCAUUGGCUACGGCGACUCCAGCUGGGCAAACGCUCCCGGUGGAAAGAGCCAGAUGGGAGUGUUAGUUCUCCUCGCAGGCCCUGAGUGCAAGGAUACCAUCACCCGCGCCACGCUUGUUGAUUGGAAAAGCUCGAGGAGCCCUAGGGUGACAAGGUCAACUCUUGCGUCCGAGGCGAAUGCUAUGGACGAGUGCGUCGAUAGGUGCACGUUCUGCAACUCCUUCCUUUCUGAGCUCCUGGGUGGCUUCAAGGUUACGCCUGAGCAGCUCAAAACUACAGGAAUGCUUCCUCAGUUGCAGAUCACAGACUGUAAAAGUCUGUACGAUGCCGUGAUCUCCGAUAACCCCUCGACGUCCGAGAAACGGACAACAAUAUCGAUUCGUUCGAUACAGGACUACAUCAGUCCCGAACAGGUACACUGGGUGCCAACUGACUUGAUGCAUGCUGAUGUUCUAACCAAGCACUCCACUACCCUUAGGGACAAUUUCAUCAAGUGGUUGCGCAACCCCACAGUACAGUUGAAGGAGUUGGUCCACCGAAAAGAAAAAGACAUCAGUGUGAAUGUUCAGCUUAACUGUGCUUGCAUUCGGUGA